AUGGCGGCCACUCAGCAUGUUGCUGCAACGUCUAAGAGCCACCGGAUCGCCAUGCAGGUUCAGCAGAAGGCCGAGGCUCCGCUUCAGGGAGACCACCGCGACACGGACCUGAUCAGAGAGUGUGCCGAGAGCACGGCGUCCGACUGGCUGCAGCUCUUGCCCAAAACGGAGAACAAACUCAAGCUGGUCGCCACCGCUGUGGGCUUCUACAAGACCUCGGCACAAAUAUGCCGUGUGUUGGAAAGACUGGAAGAGGAGUAUAAGAGGGAGGAGGUUUUCUGUGGAGGCGCAGACAAACUUGGCCCCAACUGUGAGAUGGACCACUUGACCUCCAUGAUCAGUAAACACCUGGAGCAAAAGGAAUCUUUCCUCAAGGCGCGCACUCUGGCCAGGGGAAUGGCGGACACCGUCCUCAAGUACAUGAACAGGAACACCGUCAACAUGGCAAUGCUGAGUCACGACGAAGCACCGGAUCAGCAAAUCCAAAAUAUCCUUAAUGACCUGCUGGAGAGAGAAAGUCGCCUCCUCUACUUGUGGACCCUAAAGAAGGAGCGUCUGGACCAGUGUCAGCAGUAUGUGGUGUUUGAACGGUGUGCCAAACAGGCCCUGGAAAGGAUUCACGACACGGCCGAGGUUUACCUUUCCAUCCACUUCUCCGCUGGCUCAAGCAUCCAAUACAGGCAGGAGAUGUUGAAGGAGCAAGAGUACUUCCACACCAUCGCCGAGCAUAUCGAGGAGUGCGUGAAGCUGCUCAUCCAGCUGGCGGAUGGCUACUGCAACACAGGUCAUAGCCAUGCUGCCGAGAUUAAGAAAUGGGCGACGACCCUGGACGUGUGCUACCGGGACUUCUCCCUGCGUAUGGACAAGCACCGCUGCAGCGUGGAGAAAACCUCGGGUAUCUCAGCCGACUCCAACAAGGAUCUCCAAAUGAACAUGAUUUCUGCCGCAGCUCAGGGGUCAGAUGUCCAAAUGGGGGAUGCCAAACAUGAACUUAAUGAGAAGAAACACCAGUCUGCACGCAGACGCACUCUCAUAAUGGCAGAGCUGAUGCAGACGGAAAAGGCCUACGUGCGAGACCUGAAGGAGUGCAUGGACACUUAUCUGUUGGAGAUGACUAGCGGGAAGGAGGCGACCCCUCCAGGAAUCCUCAAUAAGGAGCACAUCAUCUUCGGGAACAUGCAGGAUCUUCAUGAAUUCCACAAUAACAUCUUUCUUAAGGAGCUGCAGAAAUAUGAACAGUUUCCUGAAGACGUUGGCCGUUGUUUUGUCACAUGGGCUGAUAACUUCCAGAUAUAUGUGGAUUACUGCACGAACUACCCAAAUUCCACUCAGCUCAUCCUGGACCAUGCUGUGAACUAUUUUGAUGAAAUUCAGCAGACGCGCCAACUGGCGCACGCAGUCAUCUCAUACCUGAUUAAGCCUGUGCAGAGAAUCACAAAAUAUCAGCUCCUGCUCAAGGAUCUGCUGGAAUGCUGCGACGAAGGCAAAGGCAAGCUCAAGGACGCCGUGGAGGUGAUGACUAGCAUUCCCAAGAAAGCCAACGACGCCAUGCAUCUCUCCGUGCUGGAAGGUUUUAAUGAGAACAUUGAAUCUCAGGGCAAGCUGAUCUUUCAGGGGAACGUCCUGGUGCGGCAUCCAAAGAGGCUGAUCCACAAGGGCCGAAAAAGCCACCUCUUUCUCUUUGGGAUGUCCCUAGUAUUCAGCAAGGAGGUCAUGGACUCCAACGGCCAGAACAAAUACAUCUACAAGCGCAAACUCUCUACCUCCGAGUUGAAGGUGACAGAGGACAUUAAGGGAGACCCCUGCAAGUUUGCUCUUUGGGUGGGAUGCACACCCACGCCUAACAAGAUUGUUCUUAAGGCGUCCGACAUAAAGAGCAAGCGGGAAUGGAUCAAGCGGAUCGGGGAGGUGAUCCUCGAGCGCUCAGUUAACCGCCACAAGUGCCUGGGGAGGACAGCUGACAGCUCCACGGCCCUGGAGGGCUCGGGGCCCUGCUCCGUGCCCAGCGGUGCGCAGUCCAUGGAGAUGGACAGCGUCGUCAACUGCAAAGGCAACACGAGGCGAAGGUGGCUGAGGAACAUCAAGGCAGGCGGUCUCAAGAUGAGAUGCGUGGCCCCUGAGCACGGGGGGAGAGCGGUAACGGUGGCGACACGGGUCACGACGCUGCAGCAAGAGGGAAGGCGAAGCGUGUCCCAAGUCGUUGCCCCUGACUCCACCAGGGGCAACCGUGACCACCAAGUUGAGUUUGGCCAACUUGGGGGACCCUGGCUGAAGCCCACUUCGUGUCACGACCGUGGCUGUUCAGCAGCAGUGUAG
This is a messenger RNA of Phycodurus eques (leafy seadragon), 2316 nucleotides long. Its product is annotated as triple functional domain protein-like. NCBI's taxonomy places the organism in Eukaryota, Metazoa, Chordata, Actinopteri, Syngnathiformes, Syngnathidae. Bases 1 to 2316 code for a protein of 771 amino acids. Gene Ontology annotation, molecular function: guanyl-nucleotide exchange factor activity. Gene Ontology annotation, cellular component: cytoplasm. The record is from RefSeq and is a predicted model, not a curated record. The transcript is spliced from 19 exons.